Messenger RNA from Mercurialis annua (annual mercury), 534 nucleotides. RefSeq names its product glucan endo-1,3-beta-D-glucosidase-like. The coding region runs from base 54 to 410 and encodes 118 amino acids. The transcript is spliced from 4 exons. The record is from RefSeq and is a predicted model, not a curated record. Lineage: Eukaryota; Viridiplantae; Streptophyta; Magnoliopsida; Malpighiales; Euphorbiaceae.
AUAUAUUAUUCAAUACUUUUGAUAUCUUAAAUUUCUCUUCAGAGUUCCAAAUCAUGGAAAAUUCUCUUCCCAUUCUCAUUUUUGCUCUUAUCUUCAUGAUUUUCUCCAUCAAUUCAGGAAUGGUGAAGCUGGCUGAUGCACAGGGGAAAACUUGGUGUGUAGCAAAACCAUCAUCAAGUGAAGCAGAAUUAACAGAAAAUAUAAAUUAUGCAUGUGGUGAAUUAAGAGAUUGUAGGCUAAUCCAACCAAAUGGUGGCUGUUAUAGCCCUAAUUCUUACAUUAAUCAUGCAUCAGUGGUUAUGAAUCUUUAUUACCAAUCCAAAGGCAGAAACACAUGGAACUGUGACUUCAAGAAUUCUGGUCUUAUCUCUACAAAGGAUCCAAGUUAUUAUGGAUGCCAGUAUCUUUAGUGGGUUAGUAAUGCUAAUGGGUGUAGUUAAAUUGUUGGGGUUUUAUAUAAUUUUGUUGUCCAUUAGCAAUUUUACUAUAUUUGUUAUUGCAUAAUAAAUAAAUGAAGUGUUAUAAGUGUUUUUA